CUUCUCUGUCUCUCGCCCCAUCAUGUCUCCCGAGGAACCUCCCGCAUUCAACCUGACCGACCUCGAUCGUCAGCUCUUAACCCAAACAGACGAUGAAUACAUUCCCCAUGACUGGGAGGAUCUCAAGUCCAUCAUCGCAAUCAACGACCCCUCCAAGUUCAAGCGGAAACCCUCCGACCUAAUCCGCUACCUCGCCUGGUCCAAAGACGCCAAAGCCCACUACGGCUCCAUCACAAACUACAUCUGCCAGCGACGUCUACACUGGCAUGUCCCUGCCUCUCCUCCGACCACUCCUACCAGUAGUACGGAAGCAACAACAGACAGCGAACCCGUCUUCCCCUUCGCCAACCCCAUCCCCUUCGCCGACCCCGCAGACUACAAGAUCCUCCGCAAUGACUGGCCCUACGGCAUGGAGCCCGGCAUCGUCCACCUCGUCGUCUGGCUGCGUACCCCCGUCCCGGUGGAUUCCGUCACCGGGGAGGUGACCCCCGAGAGUCGCGCGCUGAUUGAGGACUUUGUGGCGCGUACGUUUGUGGCUCGGUUGGCGCUGGAGAAGAUUCCCGCGCCGGAGGAUCACGUGCUGUGGUUUAAGAAUCCGACAGCUUUGCAGAGUGUGCGGAGCUUGGAGCAUGUGCAUGUCUUGGUCAGGGAUGUGCCGGAGAAUAUUCUGGCGGAGUGGACGGGGGAGAAGCCGCCGCUGAAUUGAUGGUGGCUAUAUGUACUAUGUACUACGGAGCUAGACGACGGGCGGAUUGCAUGUGUGAGAGAGAGUUGCAUUAUACUUGAUUUAUCCCUGUUUCUCGGGUUCUUCCGAGUCACUGAUGGCCGAAGGGCCCGAAUAGAGCUAGUUAGCUUGCAUUAGUGGUGUGAUCAUGGAAUUAUAAUAAUUUCAGGAGCUUGA
Molecule: messenger RNA, 901 nt
Organism: Aspergillus candidus
Lineage: Eukaryota; Fungi; Ascomycota; Eurotiomycetes; Eurotiales; Aspergillaceae
Product: GIG1 family protein
Exons: 2
Coding region: 23-706 (227 amino acids)
Biological process (GO): N-acetylglucosamine metabolic process
Cellular component (GO): cytoplasm
Source: RefSeq, a predicted model, not a curated record